AUGCAGCUGGAGCACUGCCUUUCUCCUUCUAUCAUGCUCUCCAAGAAAUUUCUCAAUGUGAGCAGCAGCUACCCACAUUCAGGCGGAUCUGAGCUUGUCUUGCACGAUCAUCCCAUUAUCUCGACCACUGACAACCUGGAGAGAAGUUCACCUUUGAAAAAAAUUACCAGGGGGAUGACGAAUCAGUCAGAUACAGACAAUUUUCCUGACUCCAAGGACUCACCAGGGGACGUCCAGAGAAGUAAACUCUCUCCUGUCUUGGACGGGGUCUCUGAGCUUCGUCACAGUUUCGAUGGCUCUGCUGCAGAUCGCUACCUCCUCUCUCAGUCCAGCCAGCCACAGUCUGCGGCCACUGCUCCCAGUGCCAUGUUCCCGUACCCCGGCCAGCACGGACCGGCGCACCCCGCCUUCUCCAUCGGCAGCCCCAGUCGCUACAUGGCCCACCACCCGGUCAUCACCAACGGAGCCUACAACAGCCUCCUGUCCAACUCCUCACCGCAGGGCUACCCCGCGGCCGGCUACCCCUACCCACAGCAGUACGGCCACUCCUACCAAGGAGCCCCGUUCUACCAAUUCUCCUCCACACAACCCGGGCUGGUGCCCGGGAAAGCGCAGGUAUACCUGUGCAACAGGCCUCUUUGGCUGAAAUUUCACCGGCAUCAAACGGAGAUGAUCAUCACCAAACAGGGAAGGCGCAUGUUUCCUUUUUUAAGUUUUAACAUUUCUGGUCUCGAUCCCACGGCUCAUUACAAUAUUUUUGUGGAUGUGAUUUUGGCGGAUCCCAAUCACUGGAGGUUUCAAGGAGGCAAAUGGGUUCCUUGCGGCAAAGCGGACACCAAUGUGCAAGGAAAUCGAGUCUAUAUGCAUCCGGAUUCCCCCAACACGGGGGCUCACUGGAUGCGCCAAGAAAUCUCUUUUGGAAAAUUAAAACUUACAAACAACAAAGGAGCUUCAAACAACAAUGGGCAGAUGGUGGUUUUACAGUCCUUGCACAAGUACCAGCCCCGCCUGCAUGUGGUGGAAGUGAACGAGGACGGCACGGAGGACACCAGCCAGCCAGGCCGCGUGCAGACAUUCACUUUCCCCGAGACUCAGUUCAUCGCCGUCACCGCCUACCAGAACACCGAUAUUACACAACUGAAAAUAGACCACAACCCCUUCGCUAAAGGAUUUCGGGAUAAUUACGACACGAUCUACACCGGCUGCGACAUGGACCGCCUGACCCCCUCGCCCAACGACUCCCCGCGCUCGCAGAUCGUGCCCGGGGCCCGCUACGCCAUGGCCGGCUCGUUCCUCCAGGACCAGUUCGUGAGCAACUACGCCAAGGCCCGUUUCCACCCGGGCGCGGGCGCGGGCCCCGGGCCGGCCACGGACCGCAGCGUGCCGCACACCAACGGGCUGCUGUCGCCGCAGCAGGCCGAGGACCCGGGCGCGCCGUCGCCGCAGCGCUGGUUUGUGACGCCGGCCAACAACCGGCUGGACUUCGCCGCCUCGGCCUACGACACGGCCACGGACUUCGCGGGCAACGCGGCCACGCUGCUCUCGUACGCGGCGGCGGGCGUGAAGGCGCUGCCGCUGCAGGCCGCCGGCUGCACGGGCCGCCCGCUCGGCUACUACGCCGACCCGUCGGGCUGGGGCGCGCGCAGCCCCCCGCAGUACUGCGGCGCCAAGUCGGGCUCGGUGCUGCCCUGCUGGCCCAACAGCGCCGCGGCCGCUGCGCGCAUGGCUGGCGCCAACCCCUACCUGGGCGAGGAGGCCGAGGGCCUGGCCGCCGAGCGCUCGCCGCUGCCGCCCGGCGCCGCCGAGGACGCCAAGCCCAAGGACCUGUCCGACUCCAGCUGGAUCGAGACCCCCUCCUCCAUCAAGUCCAUCGACUCGAGCGACUCGGGGAUUUACGAGCAGGCCAAGCGGAGGCGGAUCUCGCCCGCCGACACGCCCGUGUCCGAGAGCUCGUCUCCGCUCAAGAGCGAGGUGCUGGCCCAGCGGGACUGCGAGAAGAACUGCGCCAAGGACAUAGGCGGCUACUACGGCUUCUACUCGCACAGCUAG
This is a messenger RNA of Equus quagga, 2049 nucleotides long. It is a transcript of the gene TBR1, whose product is annotated as T-box brain transcription factor 1. Gene Ontology annotation, biological process: cell fate specification; regulation of transcription by RNA polymerase II; positive regulation of DNA-templated transcription. The record is from RefSeq and is a predicted model, not a curated record. NCBI's taxonomy places the organism in Eukaryota, Metazoa, Chordata, Mammalia, Perissodactyla, Equidae. Gene Ontology annotation, molecular function: DNA-binding transcription factor activity, RNA polymerase II-specific; RNA polymerase II cis-regulatory region sequence-specific DNA binding. Bases 1 to 2049 code for a protein of 682 amino acids. The transcript is spliced from 6 exons. Gene Ontology annotation, cellular component: nucleus.